This is a messenger RNA of Onthophagus taurus, 2901 nucleotides long. Its product is annotated as synaptic vesicle membrane protein VAT-1 homolog-like. Gene Ontology annotation, molecular function: oxidoreductase activity. The record is from RefSeq and is a predicted model, not a curated record. NCBI's taxonomy places the organism in Eukaryota, Metazoa, Arthropoda, Insecta, Coleoptera, Scarabaeidae.
GUUACUUCCACUACGGUCCCAUUGUACAGCGACACGCCGACCGGUUAAAUUCAAAAAGCAGCCCAGAGACAUACAGACUGAUACAGAUUUGAAAGAAGAACAUCUUUUUCAUCAAAGAAAUCUUAAACUAUCUUUUAUUUACCAAACCAAAAAUUUAUAAGAAGUUGAAAAAGAAUUUGAAAAAAUAUGUCGUCGGAACAAGAACCCCAACCAACGGAAGAACAACAACCAAAAACUGAGAACAACAGCAGCGUUGAGGAGGACAUCAAGGAAAAUGGCACUGGGGACGCCGCUGCCGCCAACGCCGCUUCUUCGCCGGCACCUCAACAAACGGAAAACAACGAUAACGAUGCACAAAAACCAAAAGAAAUGAGAGCCGUUGUUCUUAUGAGCUUUGGUGGAUUAAAAUCUGUUAAAAUUAUGAAAAAAGAUGAACCAACAGCCGGCGAAGGAGAAGUUUUAAUUCGAGUUAAAGCAUGUGGUCUGAAUUUCCAAGACUUAAUGGUGCGACAGGGUGCGGUCGAUUCCCCUCCGAAAUGCCCCUUCAUUCUCGGUUUUGAAUGCGCCGGAGAAAUCGAGCAAAUCGGCGAAGGAGUUGAAGGAUUUUCAAUUGGCGACAAAGUUGUUGCGCUUCCCGAGUAUAGAGCCUGGGCGGAAUUGGUUGCCGUCCCAGCAAAAUAUAUUUAUAAAUUACCGGAAGAAUUGGGUCCGUUGGACGCAGCCGCUAUUACCAUGAACUACACCGUGGCCUACAUCCUUCUUUUUGAACUCGCCGGACUUUCCAAGGGCAAAAGAUUACUUGUUCAUUCAGUAGGAGGUGGAGUGGGUCAAGCUAUUGUUCAACUUGCAAAAACCGUUCCCGAUGUAACAGUUUUUGGGGUUUGCUCCAAAUCAAAACAUGAAGCGUUGAAAGCGAACAACAGCCCGAUCGAUCAUUUACUCGAACGCGGUAGCGAUUAUUCGAGCGAAAUUCGCAAGAUCCAACCUGACGGGGUCGACAUCGUUUUGGAUUGUUUGUGCGGCGAUGAAUGCAACAAGGGAUUUUCGUUGUUGAAGCCGAUGGGAAAAUACAUUUUGUAUGGAUCGUCGAAUAUCGUAACUGGCGAAACUAAAAGUUUCUUUAGCGCUGCGCGUUCGUGGUGGCAAGUUGACAAAGUUUCUCCAAUUAAACUUUUCGAAGAAAACAAAACUUUGUCCGGUUUUAAUCUUCGCAGGUUGAUGUAUCAACAAGAUGGAAGUGAAUUUGUUAGGAAAGCAGUUGAAAGUGUUUUUGAUUUAUAUAAGGAUGGAAAAAUUAAACCGAUUUUGGAUUCAACUUGGGCUCUUGAGGAUGUUGCUGAAGCUAUGCAAAAAAUGCAUGAUCGCAAAAACAUUGGUAAAUUAAUUUUGGAUCCAAGUAUGGAACCAAAACCAAAACCAGCAACUCCUGCUAAAGGUAAAAAUAAGGAAGAUAAAAAGAAACAAUCCUCUGAAGAAAAGAAAGAAAGCGAAGAAAAGAAAGAAGUUGAAGCUAAAGUUGAAGAGAAAAAAGAAGAAAAGAAAGAAGAAAUUCCCGUUGCAGCAACUAAUGGAGAUUCAGCCACCAAUGGUGAAUCAGAUUCCAAGGGAAAGGAAAACUCGAGUUGAAUUGAUUAAAACUUUGAAUAAAUAUUUAAAAAGAAAACGCAACCAUACGAAUUGAGAAGUCUUAUAAUUCAUUUUUAAUUUUAAAUUGUUUACUUUUUUUUGUAGUAAUUGUCGCGUUUCUUUGUAAAAAUUCCAAUUAGUUUUCCCUAAUAGAAUUUUUGAAUGUAAUUAUUGAAAAAAAAUGGUAGUUAAGUUAAAAUGAAGAUUAAAUUACCACAAGUUUAAAUUUAACAAAAAAAAAAUACAAAUUAAAAAAACCAUGUGUGCUGUGUUUGUUUAAUUAUAUUUUUUAAAUGAUUGUAUAGAUACAAAGAGUUAGAAAAAAAAUGAUAAAAAAACGGUAGCGAUUAGAAUUAAAAAAAAAUAAUGAUAAUGAUAAAACGUCAAAAAAAUUGCAAUUUAUGAGCCUAUAUAUUUUAUGAUGAAAGGAAUUUUUUCUUUCCCCUGCAUUGAAAUGAAGAAAAAAAGCGUAGUAGAGACCAAUUUUAAUUGCUUAGUGAAAAUGGUGUGUUUAAAUAAUCUUUCAACAUUCCAAAGAAAUAUAUUAUAAAAAAAUCUCAUAUCCUAUUUGAUACUAAUAUCUCUGACCAACAAAAAAAACGAAGUAGAAGAAAAAAAUUGAGUAAGAAUGAAAAAUGUAGGGAUUUAUUAAUAAAAUAAGAAGAAAAAAAUACGAGCUAUUUUUCCAACGACUUAGUUUAGAUUUUUCGUUUUUAAAAUAUUUUAAAACAAGAAAAACGCUUAAAAAUACACUACAAAUAUUUAGUAACAAACAAAAAUUAAAUAUAAACAAUAAAAUAACAAAAAUAAAAACCAUAAUCGCUCUAUAUAUUAAUUAUUUGUUUGUUACUUUAUUUAAAUUAACGAAAAGUAAGCGAGAAUGAAAAGAUAAAAUGGAAACAUUUCGUUUAUUUCUCGUCAUAUCACGAUAAUUACGAAAAAAAUUUAAAUCUGAACAACAAUUAAUCUUUUUACAAGAAAAAAAAUUAAAAAGUACUGUUUUGCUAUCAGUGUUAAUUAAUAAACACUCAAAAGUAGUUGGUUAUUAGUCACUAUUUUUGGGGAAUAUGAAAAAUAUAUAUAUUAUAAGAAAAAAAAGCUUAAGCUAAAAUAUUUUUAACGGCGUAUUUAAUAAAUUAUAAAAAAAAUUAUAAUAAGAUUUAAAAAGAAAAUUAAAUGUUUCCAUAAAUUAAUAAAUUUAGCUUUGGGGCGAGUUACCAAAAGAAACCGUUCUCAUAAAAAAAAAUCUUUUUGCUUUCUACCCCCAGCGACGAA